Molecule: messenger RNA, 1218 nt
Organism: Odobenus rosmarus divergens (Pacific walrus)
Lineage: Eukaryota; Metazoa; Chordata; Mammalia; Carnivora; Odobenidae
Product: protein FRG1-like
Exons: 9
Coding region: 1-771 (256 amino acids)
Source: RefSeq, a predicted model, not a curated record
AUGGCCGAAUACUCGUAUGUGAAGUCCACCAAACUCGUGCUCAAGGGAACCAAAGCUAAGAGUAAGAAAAAAAAGAACAAAGAGAAGAAGAGAAAAAGAGAAGAAGAUGAAGAAACUCAACUUGAUAUUGUUGGAAUCUGGUGGACAGUAACAAACUUUGGUGAAAUAUCAGGAACCAUAGCAAUUGAAAUGGAUAAAGGAACCUACAUACAUGCACUUGACAAUGGACUUUUUACACUGGGAGCUCCACAUAAAGAAGUGCAAAAGUACAGAAUGAUACUUUGGGUAGUGCACACAGAAAUUGAAUUUCAAAUUGCCCUGAAAUCUGGCUAUGGAAAAUACCUUGGUAUUAAUUCAGAUGGACUUGUUGUGGGGCGUUCAGAUGCAAUUGGACCAAGAGAACAAUGGGAACCAGUCUUUCAAGAUGGAAAAAUGGCUUUAUUGGCUUCAAAUAGCUGCUUUAUUAGAUGCAAUGAAGCAGGUGAUAUAGAAGCAAAAAGUAAAACAGCAGGAGAAGAAGAAAUGAUAAAGAUUAGAUCCUGUGCUGAACGAGAAACUAAGAAAAAAGAUGAUAUUCCAGAAGAAGACAAAGGAAAUGUUAAACAGUGUGAAAUCAAUUACGUAAAGAAAUUUCAGAGCUUCCAAGACCACAAACUUAAAAUAAGUAAAGAAGACAGUAAAAUUCUCAAAAAGGCCCGGAAAGAUGGAUUUUUGCAUGAAACACUUCUGGACAGGAGAGCCAAAUUGAAAGCUGAUAGAUACUGCAAAUGACCAGAAUGUGUUUCUUUCUUCUCCUAUUUGUUUUUUUCCUGAAUAAAAUAAUCAGUGGAAGUGUUUUUACAGAGCUCUUGGGCUGUUAUGGAAUUAUUGCUGAACUAGUAGCUAGUUUAAAUAAGAUUAAUCAAGUUUAACCGAGAUUCCCCAUGGGUGUACUUUUUAGUUAACUGCAGUGUUUCACAUGGAAUUGAAACAAAGUACACAGUGAACAUGCCAUAGAAUUUUUUCUCUUUUCUAGAUUUUCUGUCAUGAAGUAUGAGAUGGUACUCUGUGAACCUUGUGUUUCUUAUGCAGUUUAUGGAAUCUCUUAUUGCUUUACAGUUUUCCUUUAUAUUACCUUAUACCAUUGAUUCUUACUGGGACCUUUAAAAGGAAGUUAGAAGCUCCCACUCAACAAGGCUUUGAUUCUGCCUCCUAAAUAUUGCCCAGAUCACACAAGCC